Messenger RNA from Epithele typhae, 1125 nucleotides. RefSeq lists its product as uncharacterized. Bases 1 to 1125 code for a protein of 374 amino acids. The transcript is spliced from 2 exons. Lineage: Eukaryota; Fungi; Basidiomycota; Agaricomycetes; Polyporales; Epitheliaceae. The record is from RefSeq and is a predicted model, not a curated record.
AUGGACGCGCUCACACGCGAGGCGGUACGCGCUCGCGAGGAGGCGCUGAGGGAGAAGGACAGGCAGCUGGCGGCGCAGCGCGAGGAGAUCGACGAGCUGCAGAAUCGACUCCGCGACGGCGCCGCGGCAUCGCCUCCUCCGCUUUACGUUGAUCCCCCGCGGCUUGUGAUGGACGACGACGACAAGACGCCCCGCCAAGAGUCCCUGCAAGCGUCCCUGGUGACGUCACCAGUCACUUCCCCCAUCUCCACGCUGGACAACACCGUCCUGCAGAUCGUCCGCACUCUGAACUUCGAGAUCUCCGAGGUCGCGUCCCGGGUCACGAACACCUUCCGCGUCGCUGAGACUCCGGAGCCGCUGAAGGUCGCCGCGGCGUUCGAACGCGCGCGGGAGGCUGUUGGCCCAGUCAUGGCCGAGCUCCUCGAAUCCAUCCACCACCAGGAAGAUCCGAUCCUGAUCGACAUCGCACUCAAGGCGGACAUGGUAGCGUUCGUCGCUGAAAUGGUCUGCUCGUGGGACUUCCAGCCCCAGAGCCGGUCCGUCUUCGCUGGGGCCUACCGGGAACUCCGGCGCUCAGAGUCCCAGCGCACCGCGGCCGAGUGGCGCGCCCGCGCACGCAAGUACUCGAAGCGCAAGCUCUACAACGGGCGCGACCUCGCCGGCGACUUCGCCGCGCAGCUCGCCGAGCGCGUCGCGGACCUGCUCACGCUCGCGCACGGCGCGGUGCCGCCGCCCCCUGCGCUGUACGCCGCGCACGCGGGCCACGUCGACGCCGUCGUCCGCGCCGCGCUCGACCUGCAGCGCCUCGCGGGUGAGGACGUCCUCGCGGCGGACUACGAGGUGCACGUGGUGCGGAUCGACGAGGCGUUCGACGGCGCGCGCAUGGAGGACAUCUACCACGGGGAGAUCGGCGCCGCGGGCCCGCCCGGGACCGUCCCGCGCGUGCUUGCGACGGUUGAUCUCGGGCUCCGGCGCACGGUCAAGGUCGAGGGCGCUGGCGAGGGCGAUGGGAUUACGACGAUGAUGCUGCUGAAGCCGCAGGUCGUGCUCGACACGAUCGUGUACGAGCUCGGGUUGGUGGAUGAAGAUGAGGUGGCUGGCGCGGCGCCGGUGCCGUCUGUCUGA